GUACGAUCCCGAUAAAUCCUUUAUGCAAGAAGUAGAACUUCCAUUUCACUUCCUUCGAAGACUUCUGUACGACCUGCAACGCCACUGAAAUCAAAUCCGCCAUUGAUGAAGAAGGAUAGCUCCAUGAAUCCUAACUUGAAGCUCAUUCUACCUCCUCCUCACGAAGCUUCCUUCGCCAAGUUCAUAACCAAGAGUGGUGCUUUCACGGAUGGCGAUUUGCUUGUCAAUAGAGACGGCGUCCGGAUUGUUUCUCACAACGAAGACGAAACUCCUCCACCAAUAAAGCCCUCAGACAGCCAUUUGUCUUUAGCAGAUUUAGACUCGAUAAAAGUCAUCGGAAAAGGAAAUGGUGGAAUAGUUCAAUUAGUCCGACAUAAAUGGACGAACCAGUUUUUUGCUCUAAAGGUGAUUCAAAUGAACGCUGAGGAAUCUCGUUGCAGGCUGGUUGCGCAGGAACUAAAAAUUAAUCAGUUGGCACAUAACCAUUACAUUGUGGUCUGUUACCAGAUCUUCUAUGACAAUGGUGCCAUUUUCAUCAUCUUGGAGUACAUGGAUGGUGGGUCGCUCGCAGAUCUUCUAAAACAGGUCAAAACGAUUCUGGAGCCGUAUCUUGCAGCCAUUUGUUACCAAGUACUCAAGGGGUUAAUAUACCUUCACCAUGAAAAACAUGUCAUCCACAGAGACCUUAAGCCUUCUAAUUUGUUGAUAAAUCAUAGAGGGGAAGUUAAGAUUACUGAUUUUGGUGUUAGCGCUAUAUUGGCAAGUACAUCUGGUCAGGCAAAUUCUUUCGUUGGCACAUUUCCUUACAUGUCUCCCGAGAGAAUCAGUGGGGAAAAAUAUGAUAACAGAAGUGACAUAUGGAGUUUAGGAUUGGUGUUGCUAGAAUGUGCAACGGGUCAAUUUCCUUACACUCCACCGGACAAGGCUAAAGGAUGGGGAAGCUUUUAUGAUGUUAUGCUAGCCGUAGUAGAUCAUGCAUCGCCUUCUGCUCCUGAAGAGUUUUCACCAGAGUUUUGCUCUUUCAUUUCUUCAUGCUUACAGAAAGACCCGCAGAAGAGAAGCUCUGCACGCCAACUUCUGAUGCAUCCUUUCAUCAAAAAGUUCGAACGCUUUGAUGUCGAUCUCGCAGCUUAUUUCAAAGAUGCUGGCUCUCCAUUGGCAACAUUCUAAUGUUAUACGGAGCAGAAGUCAGGCACAGCCUCUUCCACUUUGACAUCUUAUUCAUUCACCCAAUGUUUUUUGAUAUGGCAUCAACUUUUGGAAGUGUUUGUGGAGGAAACAGCUGCUAAAAGUUCAAACUUCAUAGAUGAAAUUCAAGAAGCCAAUUCAUUUGAUCAUGAGUAACUCACUCCUGAUGUAAACUAUGUGAAGCUCGUUUUAAAAUAGUGUAUGUAUGUGUGUUUUUUUAAAAGAAAAAUAUGAGGAAUGUGAUUAAUUGUUUCCACUGAUGUAAUGGAAAUCGUUCUAGGCAGCCAUGGGAAAACUUUUGGGUACAAUAUUUAGUGUUACUUUAAUGGAAAAUUGCUUCUACUUGCUUGAUUUUUUUUUUC
Molecule: messenger RNA, 1550 nt
Organism: Momordica charantia (bitter melon)
Lineage: Eukaryota; Viridiplantae; Streptophyta; Magnoliopsida; Cucurbitales; Cucurbitaceae
Product: mitogen-activated protein kinase kinase SIPKK
Biological process (GO): MAPK cascade; protein phosphorylation
Molecular function (GO): ATP binding; MAP kinase kinase activity
Source: RefSeq, a predicted model, not a curated record